UGGUAGGAAUAAUGUUACAUGGACUUAAAAACUAGACUUGAUAAUUACAAUCAUUGAUUUUACUGUGGGUCUCAUUACCUAUUCAAUGAUUGUAAUUAUCAAAUCUACUACUUUAAAAUUUAAUUUUUAAAUUCGUGUAUCGUUAUUCUUUUGGCAUGCUACUACACACACGGUUGUCAUUUUUUCUUUUUCUUUUUUUCUCCCUUUGUUCUCUUGUGAUGAUUGUGAAAUUUUUGACCGUUUAUGAUUAGUCCAGCUAAUAGAAAGUGUCCCAUCAAGGGUAUUUGUUUUCAACUUUAAGAUCUAAUUAAAUCUUGAAUGAUGGUAUCUGUUUAUGUUUAUUAGAGUUUUGAUUUUUAAGUAUAAAGUUUGGGUGCUUGUUGAAAAAAUAAGACGUAGCUGAAGUAAAGGGACCAAAUCAGAGCAUGUCACAGCCCGAUCGUGCUUAUUAUAUAAGGAAGCUUGGCUAUUAUCUGGCUAUGCUUUUAUACAAGCAUAUAACUACCCCCACUCUCUUCUCGCACACAUUCACACAAGCACACGAGCAAGCAUGGGCUUCAAGGGCGAGCUCUUGGUGUGCGCAAUAUUAGAAUGUGAAACCAUGGAAGAAAUGUUAUCUUCCAUGGAGAAAGCAAAGGAAGAAGGUGCAGAUUUAGUGGAACUCUGUAUAAACUCCAUGUCCUUUUCCCACAUUUCUGAGGUUGAACAACUCCUCAAACAAAGGACUCUCCCUGCAAUCGUCUCUUUCAGGACAUUUUGCAGAGGUGACUCCAAGAAGACAUGUUUGCAAGUUCUGCAACUCGCCCUCCAACUAAAUGUCGAAUUCGUCGAAAUUGAGCUUGAGGUGGCUUCUAAUGUUGUCAUGACUGAGCUUAUGAACAAAAGAUCAAAUAGCAAGCUAAUUGUAUCAAGCUAUAUACAAGGUGGGCAUCUUUCUAAAGAGAAACUUGGCAACCUGGUCACAUGCUUGCAAUGCACAGGGGCAGAUGCCAUCAAACUUGUGGUUGAUGUUGUUUACAUUACAGACGUUGCACCAGUUUUCCAUAUGCUUACCCAUUGUCAGAUACCACUAAUAGCCAGAGCCGUGGGAGAUAGAGGUCUUAUAAGCCAAUUAUUGGGCCCAAAAUAUGGUGCUUUUCUAGUCUCUGGAUCUUUGGGAGGCAAUUCCAUUCCUGGCUUGCCACCCCUAGCUAGCAUCAAACAAGUUUAUAAGCUCGAAUAUAUGGAUGUGGAUACAAAAGUUUUUGGUGUCAUCUCAAAUCCAGUAGGCCAUAGCAAAGGCCCCCUUCUGCAUAAUCCUGCCUUUAGACAUACAAGAUAUAAUGGAAUUUACGUCCCGUUGCUUGUCGACAAUGUCAAAGAAUUCUUUAGGGUGUAUUCUUGCAACGACUUUGCGGGUUUCAGUGUUGGAAUUCCACAUAAGGAAGCAGCAGUAGAGUGUUGUGAUGAAGUCCAUCCCCUAGCUAAGUCCAUUGGAGCUGUAAACACCAUUGUAAGGAGGCCUACUGAUGGGAAGCUGGUUGGUUACAAUACAGAUUGCGAGGCUUGUAUAUCUGCAAUUGAGGAUGCACUUAGAGAAAGACGAAUUACCAAUGGGCAAGCAUCUCAUGCUUCUCCUGUUGCUGGGAAACUGUUCGUUUUGGUUGGAGCAGGAGGUGCUGCAAGAGCAAUGGCUUUUGGUGCCAAAAGCAGAGGAGCAAGGAUUGUCAUUUUCAAUCGUAACUUUGGUAAAAACUGAAAACUCUCCACUUAACGUUUAUAGGCAGUUUCCUUUUCUCCAGACUCUGAUCCUUCUUUUCAAAGAGAGAGCAAAGGCUCUUGCACAAGCAGUUUCUGGUGAAGCUCUGCC
Ilex paraguariensis (yerba mate) is the source of this 1849-nucleotide messenger RNA. The record is from the annotation of a GenBank genome assembly. NCBI's taxonomy places the organism in Eukaryota, Viridiplantae, Streptophyta, Magnoliopsida, Aquifoliales, Aquifoliaceae.